GUUCGUGCUGGCCGUGGGCAGCGCUGUCUUCGAUGCCAUGUUCAAUGGUGGCAUGGCCACAACCUCCACUGAGAUUGAGCUGCCUGACGUGGAGCCUGCUGCCUUCCUGGCUCUGCUCAAAUUUCUUUACUCAGACGAAGUUCAGAUCGGACCAGAGACUGUUAUGACAACACUUUACACAGCUAAGAAAUAUGCAGUUCCAGCCCUUGAAGCUCAUUGUGUGGAGUUUCUUAAAAAAAACCUCAGAGCAGACAAUGCAUUCAUGCUAUUAACUCAGGCCCGGCUGUUUGAUGAGCCCCAGCUGGCCAGCCUGUGCCUGGAGAACAUAGACAAGAACACCUCAGAUGCCCUCAAUGCAGAGGGGUUUACAGACAUUGACCUGGACACGCUGGUGGCAGUGCUGGAGAGGGACACGCUGGGGAUCCGGGAGGUUCGCCUGUUCAACGCCGUGGUGCGCUGGUCCGAGGCCGAGUGUCAGCGGCAGCAGCUCCAGGUGAUUCCAGAGAACAAGCGCAAGGUUCUGGGCAAAGCUCUCUCCCUUAUCCGCUUCCCACUGAUGACUAUUGAGGAGUUUGCAGCAGGGCCUGCCCAGUCGGGGAUCCUGACGGACCGGGAGGUGGUGAGCCUGUUCCUGCACUUCACCGUGAACCCGAAGCCGCGGGUGGAGUUCAUCGACCGGCCCCGGUGCUGCCUGCGGGGCAAGGAGUGCAGCAUCAGCCGCUUCCAGCAGGUGGAGAGCCGCUGGGGGUACAGUGGGACGAGUGACAGGAUCAGGUUCUCAGUAAACAAAAGGAUAUUUGUAGUUGGGUUUGGAUUAUACGGAUCCAUACACGGGCCAACGGAUUACCAAGUAAACAUACAGAUCAUCCACACCGACAGCAACACCGUGCUGGGGCAGAAUGACACCGGCUUCAGCUGCGACGGCUCCUCCAACACCUUCCGCGUCAUGUUCAAGGAGCCCGUGGAGAUUUUACCCAACGUCAACUACACAGCCUGUGCUACUCUAAAGGGUCCAGAUUCCCACUAUGGAACCAAAGGACUGCGCAAAGUGAUCCAUGAAUCACCAACAACGGGAGCCAAAACCUGCUUCACGUUCUGUUACGCGGCUGGGAACAACAACGGCACCUCGGUGGAGGAUGGACAAAUCCCAGAGAUCAUCUUCUACACAUAGUGCCACUGCCAGCCCCCCUGGACUCGACUCUUCCCUGCCACCUCCCAAACUGAAUCUCUGGCUGAGUUUGACCACACCAAUUGGAGCCACACUAGCCAAAGGUCACAGUGAAACCAUUUCAAAGCUCAUCUUCUGCCUUGUGCUAGUGCUGCUGCUGCUCUCAGGUGCCAGGCCAGCUGGUGGCCCCGUGCAGCCCAGCUGCUGUCCCAGUACCAUUUGUAGGUUGUCUGUGGCUUGUUGUUUUUCACCUCCUGAUUAACCCUCUCUAACAACGUGCGUUUUUUGGACUGUAAUGAAUGUAGAUGCUUUUCCAGCGGUCAGAAACAAGGCAACGAGUGGCUCUGGUUGUGGUUUCACUGCCAUGAGGAGAUGGUCCUGCAGCAGACUCGGGCAGGGCUGGGUGGCCUCUGCUCUGCCCCAGCUCAGCAGUCCAGGCCACACUGCAGGGCUUGGCCAGCCCGUGCCCAGCACCUUCCCUCCCUCCCAGCAGCCUCAGCACACAGAGCCGCCUUCAGAAGUCAUGGAAGUGGCCUUUUCCCUGAGGCUUUGCUGUUCCAGCACUACACAGGCUUGGAGACCUCAAAGCUGAGCUCCUCUGGAGGGACUGAGGCAUUUUCCUGCUCUUCCCACCCAUGUGUGACAAUCUUCACCUCGGGCACUUGGUGGCAGCGAGGUGACCGCUCUGCAGAGUGGGGAGGGGCAGCUGCUCCUGCCCUCUGCGUCCCCGUGGUGCUGCUUCCACAGCCCUGGCACGUCCCACGGGCUGGUGAUGCCCAGCUCAGCCCCGGGCAGCCCCAGCUCUGUUGUUGUCACUGGUCAUUGUCCUUUGCAGAGUGCCAGGGUUUGUCGGUUGAAGCAGAAGCACCUGCCUCACCUGCUCCAGGGCAUUCCUGCAUUUCCAUGCACGUUUCCGUGUGUUUCCCUCUGUUCCUGUGCAUUGCUGCCUCACCCCUGAUGGGAGCAGGAGGAGAGGCUGGAUGUGCACCUGCCUGUUACUACAAUGCAGCAGAUGGACAAGGAUUUACCAAAUGGUUCAGGAGAAGGUGGAAUGUUCUGUGUGCUGGUGUGUGUUUGCACACUGCCUGUUGGCAGGCACGGGAGGGGAUCACAGACAUCACUGCUGGGCUGUGGAGCUCGGUGGCCUUGAGGACACCCCUUGUUCAGGGCCAGCUGCUUUUCCCCGUGGCUGUCACAGAGAGGGAGGCUGGUCCAGCCCCACCCUCACUGCCCACGAGUGAAGGCCACCAGACUCUUCCUCCCUCCUCUGGAAUCAAGCUCAGCCUGGCAGGAAGACCGGAGCCCCUGGAGCCUGCGUGGGCCUGGCUGGGGUGGUGCUGCCUCAGGGCCCCUUCCCCAAGCUCCUGCUCCAGCACACGGAGCCACUGCCACUCCCUGGGCAGCUGCUGCCACUGGAUUUCCCUGCUGCAAGUCAGAACCUGGCUGUCCUUGGCUGGAGCAGGGUUUGUCCUCCUCCUCCUGCUGCCCCAGCCGGGAUCCUGGGGCUGGAGUCUCCUCCUCAGCCUGGGAAUGCCCUGCACCUCCUCAGCAGCAGCUCUAAGGGGUGCCCAGAGUGUGCUCUGUGCUCCAGGGAGAUGGUGUGAGCUGUGUAUUGUCAGCCUGCUCCCAGGUGGGAUGGUUCUAAUAUGGCCAGUACUCAAAAAAGAGAAAAAAAUAGAAAAAAAU
Molecule: messenger RNA, 2854 nt
Organism: Zonotrichia albicollis (white-throated sparrow)
Lineage: Eukaryota; Metazoa; Chordata; Aves; Passeriformes; Passerellidae
Source: RefSeq, a predicted model, not a curated record